AGCUUCCGGUUUAGAGGUCAAGGACAUGAUAUAAAAUCUAACACUGAAAGCUGUCGUGUCUGACGAUACUUACCAAGAAAUGGGUCUUUUUCGACCCCCUUGCCUCAAAUUCUAUUCAUUAUACAGACACAAAAAAUUUCUUCAAGGAGUUAGGACUAAGAGGGAUAAACAUUUCUAUGAAUUUAAGGAGACAUUUUCCUAGUGUUUAAUAUUUUUAUUUUAUGAAUUUGGACUGAAAAUUUACGUACCACCAUGUUGUCUAUCAGCUGUUUUACUCGUACUGGGGUUAAACCCCAAAAAGUGAUAGUGUUCAGUCACAGGAAGUUCACAGACAAUUUUCACAAGCGUGCUUCGGUUGACAGUGAAUCUCGAGAAAGAUCAAGAUCUGUAACAGCAUUUUAUAACCAGAGUGCAAUAGAUAUAGCUGCUGAAAAGCGAUCAGUGAGACUAACACCUACAACAUUACUGUAUGCGGGGAAAGCUCAGGGUGCCAGCCAUUUACUGAAAAGUGCUCAGUAUUUACAUACAGAACUACCAGUGAGGAUUGCCCACAGAAUUACAGGCUUCAGGAACCUGCCGUUUAUUGUUGGAUGUAAUCCCAUCAUCAACCAAGUGCAUGAGAUGUAUAUAAAUGCUUUCCAGCUUCUGACAGAUUUUCCAAGAGUGGAGACUUUAGAACAGGAAGAAGAGUACUCUGCCCUGAUACGUAACUUGCUAGAUACACACGGUAAUGUUGUCACCUUAAUGGCGGAGGGAUUUGCUGAGAGCAGGAAGCAUAUAAAGGAUGAGAGCAUGAUUCGUCAAUUCCUUGACCGUACAUUAACAUCUCGUCUCGGGAUUCGUAUGCUGUGUGAACACCAUCUUGCUCUACGGGAUGAAAAGUAUUGGAAGAACUUUGCGCCAAACCAUGUGGGAAUCAUCAAUGUGAGUUUUUCUCCCAGCAAACUUAUUGAAAAGAAAGGCGAGUUUAUGAGAACUGUGUGUGAGGACAAGUAUGGCUCAGCACCAGAAGUUCGUAUUCUAGGCCAUGUUAAUGUCACCUUCCCAUAUAUUCCUCAACCACUCGACUAUAUCCUCGUAGAAAUACUAAAGAAUGCUCUGAGAGCAACAGUAGAGAACCAUAUAGACUCUAUAGAUAAUCUACCCCCUAUCACUGUAACCAUUGCCAACAAUGAUAUUGAUUUUAUCAUUAGGGUGUCAGAUCGUGGGGGUGGCAUCCCUCCCAAGAUUGUGAACAAUAUCUGGGACUAUAACUUUACCACUGCUGGGACCAUGCAAGACAACAGGGUGGACAGGGGUCUUCUUGGAGAAUUUGUAGAUCCUAGAAAUGCUGGAGGAGCUACAUCUUCUAGAAUGCAUGGGUAUGGCUUUGGUUUACCUGCAUCAAAAGCGUAUGCCGAGUAUUUAGGCGGCAGUAUAAGCAUGGAGACUAUGUAUGGUAUGGGAACGGAGGUAUACAUUCGUCUACGACAUAUUGACGGACAACAUGAAACAUUUCGUAUCUAGGUCAUGUUUCCUGUAUUGUUUGACUAGAAUUGACCAAGGGGACUUUAGUAUAUUGAUAUGGAAGUAUCUGCAGUCACACAGUUUUCUUUUAUGAAAGAUACUCGGAUGUUACAUUUACAAGAACUUUAUUACAGUAUAAUACUUGAAAUGUAAACGUUAAAGAAGAGUAAAUUUGCUUAACUUCCUUAUUAUUUUCUUUUUGUUUGAAAUGUUUCUUUAAAAAUCUUUUUAUGUUUUUCUUCUGAUGAAAUAUAUGUAAAUGAAACUGUUGCUUUGUUAAAAAUGUGCUUAGAAGAAAGACUAGUGUGAAUUAUGUAAUAGCUAUGUUAAGUGUAAUAUGCUUUUUUGUUCUGUGUCACAAAUUUACAUAAUUGUUCUUAUAGAUAUUGUAAUAAUAAGUGUGCUUUAAGGCUUUUCUUUGUAUUGUCUGCUUAUUUUCUAACUGGGUUGUAGGGAAAAUUGUCUUAUUUAAAUGGAAUGAUUUUCAUUGUUUAGAUAUAUAAGGUCCAUGUUACCUGAAUGUCCGCACGUGCGUGUGUUAAGAAAACAUAAAUUUUGUGAUUCUAUAAUAAACAGUCAUAAUAAUGUUUACAAGUUGCAAUGAUUUAUGCAUGAACUGAACAAAAGAGAUAAAAUAAAAUUGUGGUAGGAUUUAUCUUGUUGGCAAUAUAUCUUUAUUUUAGUUUUACUUUAAUGUUUUUACUUGUUUCUGAUAAUUUUUUGUAUUAUUUUGUAUAACAUGUACACUUUUCAGAGACUUGAAAUAUUUUGUUGUGUGAAUUAAAGUGACAUUAUGCUCACAUCAAUAAGAAUUAGUAAUAUAAUUCAAAAAUUUAGUAUGUACAAAAUUUAUCAAUAAUAACAAAUGUUUAGGUUAAAACAAAAAUAAAAACUACCUAAAUUAUUAAAAGUCUGCAUGUCCAACUUUUUUCAUCAAUUGGAGGUUAUCAAUAAAUUCUGAAACAAUAUUUAUAGAAAUUUCGAAAAGUCAUGUGGGAUUAAUUUUUUGGGGGGCAUAUUGACAUAUAAAUUUGAAAUCAGUUUUAGCAAAGUGUAAAGUUAUUUUGACUAUUUACUUUGCACUUGCCAUCUACACAUGGAUGGGCGUAAUGUCACUUUAAAGAUUUGGGGGAUUAAAUAAUCUCAGAAACUCUUCUCCUAUUGAAAUGUGAUUUAAUUUCUUCACCCUCCAUAAACAAUACUCUUAAAUUUAUAUUAUGUUUAUUUUAUUGAAAUCUUUAUUUUGGCAAAAUAUGUAUUUUUAUUUGAAUAGCAAGUUUAUUUUUCUGUGGCAAACGUUUUUGUUUUGUUUUCAAAAUGGCAUGGCAAAAUUAAGUAUGAAUCUCAAGGAUUUAAAAUCUUUCAUAAGAAUUUAACUUUCAUUGUAUUCUUGUUUCUUAACAGUUACUGUUUGAUUGUUUAUGUUUAUAUUUCUAUCAAGUCUGUAAAACUUUGAUGUUUUGAGAUAAUAAAUUAUUGUCAAUCAUAUAUUUCAUUUACAUUAUCUCAACUUUGAUACUGUAGUAAAGUUUUAAAACAGGAGAUUUUCUGUUUGACUUUAUAUAUAUAAAAUAUGAUUUCAUUCAAUACCACAUUUUGCCUCAUGUCAGCCAUUGUUUUACAUUUGUGAGUGAGAGUCAGGUUCUUGCAUUGUUUGUCAGAGUAUGAUUGAGUUUUCUCCCUUUUUACUGUAACAAUAAAAUACUGACAUGAUGGGAUUUUAAAUAUUGAGGUUAUUUAAGACUGUAUUGGUAUCUACUGUAUUUGUUCUUGUCUGUGUAACAUGUCUAUAUAAGUUGAUUUAUAGGGUGAUGGAUGUGUUGCCAAUUUGUUGUUUUUAUCUUGUUUCAUUUCUUCUUCUUUUUUUAAAUUAAAAUGUAUAAAGCUAUACCUGAUAAAAUAUACUGCAAAAUGUCAGUAAUGGUACUGUCAUGUUGUUUUCAUGGUCUGGAGAAAAACUGACUUGGUCAUUUAAAUUUACAACAAUCUGUUAUAGAAAAAAUUAUAAGUUUAACACUACUUGUUUGUCACAUAAAGAAUACAUUUUAACAAAUAUUUUACUGCAUAAUGUUUGACAUGUAACGAUAUAUAGAGGUAUGUAAAUAUGUGUAGAAUGUUCAGUGAAUAAAUAAUAUCAUGUUUUAUCUGAACAUUAUACAUUAAGUAUAAUUCUGUUUUUUGUGCUUUCCCUAAAACUAUUAUUCUGUUUUUUGUGCUUUCACUAAAACUAUAUUUCUGUUUUUUGUGCUUUCACUAAAAAGUAAGAAAAUUAACUUGAGUAUAAAUAAGUAGGUGCUACACAUAUGUAUCGUUUUUACAGUAGUCAGGUUGGCUAGUCAGUUAUGAAUUUUAUAAGUCAUCCAUGAAUUUUGUAAAUCAUUUGUGAACAUGUUAACUCUAAUAAAUGCCCCUCGUGUACAAAUCCUUUCAAAUUCAAGUCACACAUUGUUUUACCCUAGGUGUUGUGAUGUAAGACAUACAUCGGCAU
Ruditapes philippinarum (Manila clam) is the source of this 3994-nucleotide messenger RNA. Its product is annotated as 3-methyl-2-oxobutanoate dehydrogenase [lipoamide] kinase, mitochondrial-like. The record is from RefSeq and is a predicted model, not a curated record. Gene Ontology annotation, biological process: protein phosphorylation; regulation of glucose metabolic process. Gene Ontology annotation, molecular function: pyruvate dehydrogenase (acetyl-transferring) kinase activity. Lineage: Eukaryota; Metazoa; Mollusca; Bivalvia; Venerida; Veneridae. Bases 253 to 1506 code for a protein of 417 amino acids. Gene Ontology annotation, cellular component: mitochondrion. The transcript has 12 exons.